Messenger RNA from Mandrillus leucophaeus (drill), 3227 nucleotides. RefSeq names its product listerin E3 ubiquitin protein ligase 1 (gene LTN1). Gene Ontology annotation, molecular function: ribosomal large subunit binding; ubiquitin protein ligase activity. The record is from RefSeq and is a predicted model, not a curated record. Gene Ontology annotation, cellular component: cytosol; RQC complex. NCBI's taxonomy places the organism in Eukaryota, Metazoa, Chordata, Mammalia, Primates, Cercopithecidae. Gene Ontology annotation, biological process: ribosome-associated ubiquitin-dependent protein catabolic process; rescue of stalled cytosolic ribosome.
GGGGCAGCAAAUGGACAGGGUGGGUGGCGGAAAAGGGCCCGGGGGAAGUUAUUACAGGGAGUCCUCUUCCGGCGCCAGAGGCCGGAAGUUGUGUCCCAGACGAGUCAACCGGGGUCUGAGUUCUCAGAAUACAGCUGCAACCGCGACCAUGGGCGGGAAGAACAAGCAGCGAACUAAAGGGAACCUGAGGCCGUCAAACAGUGGCCGAGCUGCAGAACUCCUUGCCAAAGAACAGGGAACAGUGCCUGGAUUUAUUGGUUUUGGAACAUCUCAGAGUGACCUAGGCUAUGUUCCUGCUAUUCAAGGAGCUGAAGAAAUUGACAGUCUUGUAGAUUCUGAUUUCCGAAUGGUGCUGCGGAAGCUUUCAAAGAAAGAUGUCACCACAAAAUUAAAAGCUAUGCAGGAAUUUGGAACCAUGUGUACAGAGAGAGACACAGAAACUGUGAAAGGUGUUCUUCCAUAUUGGCCAAGAAUUUUUUGCAAAAUUUCACUUGAUCAUGACCGUCGGGUCCGAGAAGCCACACAACAAGCUUUUGAAAAACUUAUCCUUAAAGUAAAGAAACAGUUGGCUCCCUACUUAAAAAGUUUAAUGGGAUAUUGGCUAAUGGCUCAAUGUGAUACUUAUACACCGGCUGCGUUUGCAGCAAAAGAUGCAUUUGAAGCGGCUUUUCCUCCAAGCAAGCAACCUGAAGCCAUAGCAUUUUGUAAGGAUGAAAUUACAAGUGUGCUGCAGGAUCAUCUUAUAAAAGAAACACCUGAUACACUCAGUGACCCGCAAACUGUUCCAGAGGAAGAAAGAGAAGCUAAAUUCUACCGGGUUGUAACUUGUUCCUUAUUGGCAUUAAAGAAAUUGCUUUGCCUUUUACCUGAUAAUGAACUUGAUUCUCUGGAGGAGAAAUUUAAGUCUCUUUUAUCACAGAAUAAGUUUUGGAAGUAUGGAAAACACAGCGUACCUCAGAUUCGCUCAGCUUAUUUUGAGUUAGUUUCUGCGUUGUGCCAGCGCAUUCCACAGCUGAUGAAAGAGGAAGCAUCCAAAGUGAGCCCAUCGGUUCUACUUAGCAUUGAUGACAGUGACCCAAUUGUCUGCCCAGCUCUCUGGGAAGCUGUACUCUAUACACUUACAACUAUUGAGGACUGUUGGCUUCAUGUAAAUGCAAAAAAGAGUGUGUUUCCCAAGCUAUCAACUGUGAUUCGUGAAGGUGGUCGGGGUCUAGCUACUGUCAUAUAUCCUUACCUUCUGCCAUUCAUCAGCAAGCUCCCUCAGUCCAUCACAAAUCCAAAGUUGGAUUUUUUCAAAAAUUUCCUCACGUCUCUAGUUACUGGGUUGUCAACAGAGAGAACUAAAACCAGCUCUUCAGAGUCGUUGGCAGUAAUAUCUGCGUUUUUUGAAUGCUUACGUUUUAUAAUGCAGCAAAACUUAGGUGAGGAAGAAAUUGAACAGAUGCUCAUCAAUGAUCAGUUGAUCCCUUUUAUUGAUGCAGUUCUCAAAGACCCAGGGUUGCAACAUGGGCAGCUAUUUAACCAUUUAGCAGAAACUCUAAGUUCCUGGGAAGCCAAAGCAGACACGGAAAAAGAUGAAAAAACAGCUCACAACUUGGAGAACGUACUGAUACAUUUCUGGGAAAGACUGUCAGAGAUCUGUGUCGCGAAAAUCAAUGAACCAGAAGCUGAUGUUGAGUUGGUUUUGGGUGUAUCUAACCUAUUACAGGUGCUUCAGAAGCCGAAUAGCUCAUUGAAGUCAAAUAAAAAAAAAAAUGGUAAGGUUAGAUUUGCUGAUGAGAUACCUGAAAGCAAUAAGGAGAAUGAAAAAUGUGUAUCUUCAGAAGGAGAGAACACUGAAGGCUGGGAAUUAACAACUGAACCUUCUCUCACUCAUGAUUCUUCAGGCCUUUUGUCUCCGCUAAGGAAAAAACCUUUGGAAGACUUAGUCUGUAAACUCGCAGAUAUAAGUAUCAAUUAUGUCAAUGAACAAAAGUCAGAGCAACAUCUAAGGUUUCUUUCUACUCUGCUUGACUCCUUUUCUUCAAGCCGAGUAUUUAAAAUGCUACUUGGUGAUGAAAAACAGAGUAUUGUCCAAGCCAAACCUCUUGAAAUAGCCAAACUUGCACAAAAAAAUCCUGCAGUGCAGUUUUUAUACCAGAAACUGAUAGGCUGGCUAAAUGAAGAUCAAAGGAAGGAUUUUGGGUUCCUGGUGGACAUUUUGUACAGUGCUCUCCGGUGCUGUGACAAUGAUAUGGAAAGAAAAAAAGUCUUGGAUGAUCUAACCAAGGUGGACCUGAAAUGGAAUUCUCUUCUUAAGAUUAUUGAAAAGGCAUGUUCUAGUUCAGAUAAACAUGCUUUAGUAACUCCUUGGCUAAAAGGCGAUAUCCUUGGUGAGAAAUUGGUCAAGUUGGCAGAUUGUCUUUGUAAUGAGGACUUGGAAUCCAGGGUAUCUUCAGAACCUUACUUCUCAGAAAGAUGGACUCUUCUAAGCUUGGUAUUAUCCCAACAUGUUAAAAAUGAUUACUUGAUUGGAGAUGUAUACGUUGAAAGAAUUAUUGUUAAACUUCAUGAAACUUUGUUCAAAACAAAGGAAUCAUCAGAAGCUGAAAAUAGUGACUCAUCAGUGUCUUUUAUCUGUGAUGUGGCCUAUAACUAUUUCAGCUCAGCGAAAGGAUGCUUGCUAAUGCCAUCAUCUGAAGAUUUAUUAUUAACUCUCUUUCAGUUAUGUGCCCAGAGCAAAGAAAAAACACAUUUGCCAGAUUUUCUUAUCUGUAAACUGAAAAAUACUUGGCUCUCCGGUGUAAAUUUAUUGGUUCAUCAAACUGACAGUUCAUAUAAAGAGAGUACCUUCCUGCAUUUGUCUGCUGUGUGGCUGAAGAACCAAGUUCAGGCUUCAUCUUUGGAUAUCAACAGUCUCCAAGUCCUCUUGUCUGCUGUUGAUGAUUUGCUAAAUACACUUCUAGAGAGUGAAGAUUCUUAUCUUAUGAGAGUUUAUAUUGGAAGUGUAAUGCCGAAUGACAGUGAAUGGGAAAAGAUGAGACAGUCUCUUCCUAUGCAGUGGUUACAUAGACCUCUUUUAGAGGGAAGAUUGAGUUUGAAUUAUGAAUGUUUCAAAACAGAUUUUAAGGAACAGGACAUAAAGACACUUCCCAGCCAUUUGUGUACUUCAGCAUUAUUGAGCAAAAUGGUCUUAAUUGCACUGAGAAAGGAAAUAGUCUUAGAAAAUAAUGAGCUUGAGAAAAUAA